Molecule: messenger RNA, 1528 nt
Organism: Ziziphus jujuba (common jujube)
Lineage: Eukaryota; Viridiplantae; Streptophyta; Magnoliopsida; Rosales; Rhamnaceae
Product: 1-aminocyclopropane-1-carboxylate oxidase homolog 1-like
Exons: 3
Coding region: 234-1376 (380 amino acids)
Source: RefSeq, a predicted model, not a curated record
UUGAUUAAGAACCCAAAUUUUGAAUCUCUCUCUCUGAGGAAGCAAACAAAAAGUAUUUGAGGCACUACGCCAUUGAAAUUUUAUUUUCAAAGAUAUUUUUGUAAAGCUGGUCCAAAUAUGUGUAUCCCUAAAAUUUCCUCAUUUCCUUAUUUUACCAUAUGAUUAAUGAUUAAGAUCUAUUUAGACUCCAAGCAGUAAUUAGAAAAAAUAACUGAAAGAGGAAAAAGAAAAAAAUGGUGGCAACCACCAUCACUACCAGCAAAAAUGAUAAUGAAGUUUCACCAGAAACUUUGAAGUCAGAGUAUGAUCGAGCAAGCGAAGUAAAAGCUUUCGACGAGACAAAGGCCGGUGUUAAAGGACUUGUUGAUGCCGGUGUUACACAGAUCCCUCGUAUUUUCCAUCGUCUACCCAAUGAACAAUUCCAUGAGAGCUCUGUUCCCGAAGGAGAUCCCCGGUUUAGCAUCCCAGUCAUAGAUUUGAUAGGUGUUUCUGAUGAUUCAGUACGGCGAAAGGAGAUCGUCGAAAGAGUACGAGAAGCAUCGGAGACAUGGGGAUUCUUUCAGAUCGUGAACCAUGGAAUACCAUUGAGUGUUAUGAAGGAGAUGAAAGAAGGGGUGCGUAGGUUUUUUGAACAAGACACUAAGGUGAAGAAACAGUUUUAUACGAGAGAUGCAAAGAAAUCAAUGGCUUAUAAUAGCAACUUUGAUCUGUAUAGAGCUCCUUCAACAAAUUGGAGGGAUAGUUUUUCAUGUAGAUUGGCUCCUGAUGCUCCUAAUCCACAAGAUUUGCCUGAGGUUUGCAGAGACAUACUGCUGGAGUACUCCAAGCAAGUGAUGAAACUGGGAGUUUUACUGUUCGAGUUGUUAUCGGAGGCACUGGGGUUGAACCCGAACCAUUUGAAUGAGAUGGAUUGUACAGAGGGGCUUGUAACUGUAGGCCAUUACUAUCCUGGUUGUCCACAGCCAGAAUUGACAAUGGGGACAAGCCAGCAUACUGAUGGUGGCUUCCUCACAGUGGUGCAACAGGAUCAUAUUGGUGGCCUCCAAGUUCUAUAUAAUAACCGUUGGAUUGACAUACGUUAUGAGCCUGGCGCUCUUGUUGUUAACAUUGGAGAUCUUCUCCAGCUAAUAACAAAUGACAGAUUCAAAAGUGGCGAGCACAGAGUAUUGGCAAACCGUAUAGGUCCAAGAAUAUCCAUUGCAAAUUUUUUUUUAACCUCAUUCUUGCCAACAAAGAAGCUCUAUGGACCUAUUAAGGAGUUGUUAUCAGAAGACAAUCCUCCAAAGUACAAGGAAACAACAGUGAGAGACUAUAUUGCAUUUUUCAAUGAUAAAGGCCUUGAUGGAACUUCUGCUUUGCCUCAUUUCAAGAUUUGAAUUAUCUAGCCCAUCAAAGACAUCAAGAACGGUAGGUCCAAUUAGUGGUUUCCAAAGUCAAAUAAUUUUGCAAAUGUUAGGUUGUUUGUACGUGUCUUGCAAGGACAAUGGUAAAUCUAUGUUUUUUUGGACCUUGAUCCUGAAUAUUCAAA